AUGGUGAAAGAGUACAAAUAUCUCUCGAAGGAGCAAGUUGACUUCUUCAUGGAGAAUGGCUACGUCGUCAUCAAGCAGGGUUUCACGAAGGAGAAGGCAGCUGAGUGGACGAAGAACAUGUGGACACGCCUCGGGCUUGACCCGAACGACAAGUCUACCUGGGACCGCGAGCGCAUUCAUAUGCCAUGGCACAAACGCGAAUCUGUCGCAACAUUUGCACCCAAGGCCUGGGAUGCGAUACAAGACCUGCUUGGCGGCGAAGAACGCAUCGAUGAGCAAAGCAGCUCCUGGGGCGACAGUUUCAUCGUGAACCUCGGCACACCCGAGCUCGAGGGGCCCGACAAGCACGUCGCACCCAAGGAACUCGACAACUGGCACGUCGACGGCGACUUCUUCGUGCACUUCCUGGACUCGCCCGAGCAGGCACUGCUCGUGAUCCCACUCUACUCCGAUAUCAAGCCGCGCGGCGGUGGCACGUACAUCUCGCCCGACGGGGUCGACCUCAUCGCGCCAUACCUCGCCGCACACCCCGAGGGCGUGCUGCCCACGGGACUCUCAUUCACGCCAUCGACGAGCACGUGCGCGGAGCCGAAGGACGACCCCCACUACUGGUCGCACCUGAAGGAGAUCAAGCGCUGCACGCGCUUCGUCGAGGUCACGGGCGAGAUCGGUGACGUUGUGCUGAUGCACCCGCUCAUGCUGCACUCGGCGUCAAAGAACCACCUCCGGGAGGCACGCGUCAUCACGAAUCCCCCGGUGUCGCUCCGAGAGCCGUUCAACUUUGCCAGAGAAGACCCGGAGGAGUACAGCCUGGUGGAGCUCAAGACGCUGAAGGCGCUGGGUGUGGAUCGCUUCGAGUUCAAGCCGACCACCGAGAGGCGUCGUGUCACCCCGCGACGCGUGCUAUUGCAGCAGAAAAUGCUUGAGGAAGAGAAGAAGCGGCUGGAGGGAUUGGCGAAGGCUGCGGAUGCCGUGAGCAUCAACAGUGUCAGCGCACUGAUCGCUGUAGCUUGA
Messenger RNA from Postia placenta MAD-698-R-SB12, 1014 nucleotides. RefSeq lists its product as hypothetical. The record is from RefSeq and is a predicted model, not a curated record. NCBI's taxonomy places the organism in Eukaryota, Fungi, Basidiomycota, Agaricomycetes, Polyporales, Adustoporiaceae. The coding region runs from base 1 to 1014 and encodes 337 amino acids. The transcript is spliced from 3 exons.